This is a messenger RNA of Drosophila biarmipes, 854 nucleotides long. Its product is annotated as chymotrypsin-2. The coding region runs from base 8 to 832 and encodes 274 amino acids. Gene Ontology annotation, molecular function: serine-type endopeptidase activity. The record is from RefSeq and is a predicted model, not a curated record. Gene Ontology annotation, biological process: proteolysis. Lineage: Eukaryota; Metazoa; Arthropoda; Insecta; Diptera; Drosophilidae. The transcript has 2 exons.
GUCAAAGAUGUCUUUUCAAAUCAGAACGGUCUUCUCGAUCGUCCUCGUCCUGCUGGCGAUAUCCUUUUCGGAGGCCAGCCUACGUCGUCGCGAAGUUACCUCUGAAACUGCCAGCUCCGCGGAUAAGUUUAGCUCCAGAAUUAUUGGAGGAGAAGUGUCCGAUGUCCUGGCAGCUCCCUACCAAGUCUCGCUGCAAAACGGCUAUGGCAACCACUUUUGUGGCGGCGUCAUCAUCGCCGAUCAGUGGGUGGUGACCGCGGCCAGCUGCCUGGCUGGAUUGCGCAAGAGCAACGUGAAGGUGGUCACCACCACCUACAACAACUGGGGCUUGGCUGGCUGGGAGUACUCCGUGGAGGAGAUCGUCUUGCACUGCAACUUCGAUAAGCCGAUGUACCACAAUGACAUUGCCCUAAUCAAGACCCAUGCCCUCUUCGAUUACGACGAUGUGACGCAGAAUAUCACCAUCCCGCCCUUGCAGGAUUUAACCGAGGGUGAGACCCUGACCAUGUACGGAUAUGGAACCACCGAUGAUGGUGAGUUGUCGUGGGAGCUGCGCCAACUGGAUCUGACCUAUGUGGCGCCGGAGAAGUGCAACUCCACCUUCGGUGGCACUGCAGAUCUGGAUGUGGGUCAUCUGUGCGCUGUGGGAAAGGUGGGAGCCGGAGCCUGUCAUGGCGAUACCGGAGGACCCCUUGUGGACGGUCGAGGUCGUCUGGUGGGCGUUGGCAAUUGGGGCGUGCCCUGCGGCCACGGAUUCCCGGAUGUCUUUGCCCGCAUAAGCUUCUACUACGCCUGGAUUAUGUCCACGAUCAACGGUUGUGCUAUUUCCUAAUCAAUAAAGUUGGUUAAAACUU